AUGGUAGUACGUUUAAAUCAAGCUCGUCACUCAGCCGACGAUCUUCGCUCCAGAGUGAAUAAGCUCGGCAAUAUUAUUAUACUUUUCUUUUUUCUCUUUUUGGGAUUAUAUUAUUUUGGAUAUAGUGAUGGAUCCGUUGGUGAAGAAAGCGCAAAGAUUCCUCAAUUAAAAACAAACAAUAGUCAUCAUGAUACUGUAUUUCAUAGCAAGUUUUAUGUUCAUCCGUCACUCUCACUUCCUGAAAUAACUAUAAGAAUAUUGAACCAACUUUCUUUACAUUUGGAAUCCAGCAGAUUAAAUGAUAUAAAUGACAACUAUUCCCUUAUUUGGAACAAUCAUGAUCCAUCUUCAAUAACUAUUAAAGUCAAAAAUGUGAAGUAUGGACUAAUAUCAAUUUCAGCAUCUGAAACUCAUACAUCGCAGGUGACCAAUCACAGCCAAAAAGAUUUUGUAUAUGCUGGUUUGGUUAGAGCAGAGAGAGAAUAUUGCAGUGGUAACUUAUCUUGGACCUGUCAAAAAGAUUAUUUUAAUGCGAAUAAUACGUUUGACUCAAGCUAUUGUAUUCUGGCUAUUACUUCUUCAAAUAUAGAGAAUAUAUUCGAAGUUUCCGAUAGGAUUGCGCAUAAACAGGAUACAAAUAAUACAGAUGCAUUAAUUGGAAUGUUUUGCGGCAACCCAUUAAUUCAAAGAGUUGCAAACAGCACUGAUUCCAUAUUUUUCAUAAAUCAAGGAACCUUAAAGGAUAGUACUAUUGUUAGCACAUAUUUGGUUUGUAAAUUUUCAAUGACAAAGAUGGAGGUGUCACAAUGUCACGAUCCAGGAUUUGACCUAUUUAAUUCACAUGUUCCUAUGGCUCUUAUUCACGAUGAAUCGAGCAGUUCAGUAGCUACCAUUGUAUAUAAUCAAACAGGUUCUCUUGAUAUUGCAACUUUCAGCUCAACUACGGUGUCUUUUGAAGCUCUAUUUAAAUCAAUCCCCUUUACUAGCGGAUGGUUAAUGUGUAAUGGUAGAAGAUCAAAGGGAACGAUUAUAUUUGCAGGUUUGCUUUCAUUAGUUUUGAAAUAA
This is a messenger RNA of Theileria equi strain WA, 1065 nucleotides long. RefSeq lists its product as hypothetical. Lineage: Eukaryota; Apicomplexa; Aconoidasida; Piroplasmida; Theileriidae. Bases 1 to 1065 code for a protein of 354 amino acids. The transcript is spliced from 4 exons. The record is from RefSeq and is a predicted model, not a curated record.